AUGUGUUUAGAUAUCUUAGACUCCGCUGAGGAUGCUGUGUCAUGGAUACCCGCCAGCACUGACUCUGAGGAGAAGAAGAGCAGGAAGAGGAAGUGUGAGGACACGGGAGACUACGGGAAGAGGAGAAGAACGCCCCUCAAUCCCAGUGCGGACACCAGCUACCCCUGGUACCAGGCACCCCUGCACUACCUCUCGUACCCAUUUCCUUUUCUUUUUAAUCGCUUUUUUCCAUCCAUCCCUGAGACCAUCCCUGAGACCAUCCCUGAGGCCAUCCCUGAGACCAUCCCUGAGGCCAUCCCUGAGGCCAUCCCUGAGACCAUCCCUGAGGCCACCGCUGAGACCUCCUUCAGUUACCGAUCUGACACCUUCUUCACAGAUGACAGCGGUGAUAUCUUAGACUCCGCUGAGGAUACUGUGUCAUGGAUACCCGCCAGCACUGACUCUGAGGAGAAGAAGAGCAGGAAGAGGAAAUGUGAGGACACGGGAGACUACGGGAAGAGGAGAAGAACGCCCCUCAAUCCCAGUGCGGACACCAGCUACCCCUGGUACCAGGCACCCCUGCACUACCUCUCGUACCCAUUUCCUUUUCUUUUUAAUCGCUUUUUUCCAUCCAUCCCUGAGACCAUCCCUGAGGCCACCAGUAGCGACUCUGACACCACCUUCCCAGAAGCCACUCUGUUUCACAACAGAGCUGACUUUGAGGCGAAAUAUGAGGAAGAGGGAAUGCUGGGUGAAGGAAGCUUCGGAGCAGUCUUUGCUGGCCACCGCAAAGACGACCAUCUGCCUGUGGCCAUAAAGCGUAUCCGCGACUUUCUUUACACAACAGUGGAUUUGAAUGGGGAAGUUACAGAUCUCCCUACAGAGGUGGCGCUGCUGCUGUACCUCAAUCCAGCAGGAGCAGGAACCAGUGCCGUGGUGGGCCUGCUGGACUGGUACAAUCUGGACAAUGAGCUGAUUCUCGUCCUAGAGAGACCCGUCCCCUGCAUGGAUCUCUAUGACUAUUUGGUGUCCAUACAGUCAUCAAUACAGGAGGACAUGGGCCGGAUCAUAACAAAACAACUGGUGGAAGGUCUCCAAGAGGUCCACUCCAGAGAAGUUUUCCACAGGGACAUCAAGAUGGAAAACAUCCUCAUCGAAACCGGUUCUGAUGUCCCACGUGUCUGGAUCAUUGACUUUGGCUCUGGCGAAUUUCUGACAGAGGAGAGGUACACUGAAAAUGAAGGUACCCAGUUAUACACUACUCCUGAGUAUAUCCGGCGUGGGUGGUCCACGCCUGAAGCUACCACUGUGUGGCAGCUCGGUGCGGUGCUGUUUGAGAUGCUGCAUGAUGGGGUGACCCCCUUCCAUACCACCCGUGACAUCAUCAAUGCAGUCCCUGACAUCCGUGACACUCUUUCCUACAAUUGCCAAGAUUUUAUAGCACGCUGUAUGGACAAGAGCCCAGAGGCCCGACCUACCCUGGAGACUCUUAAGCACCACCCCUGGCUCGUGUGAGCUGUGGUCCUGAGGGAUCCAGUCUGAUGUGAUACAGACUGGACCUCUCGGACCACGGAUGGAUCCCUGAAGACCACGGAAGGACCUCGUCCAGGGUUAACGCUGCUGUAGUCCCCAUAUGUGGCUCCCAUUGCACUCUCUCUUGAAGCAGUAGAAAUCAGACCGAGAGGCUGGUGGCGUCAAUCUCUAGUAGGGCUGUGACGGGGAGGAAAAUUUCUUGUGACAACAUGGGUGUUACUGAUUACACCAGAGAUUUUACAGGAAAAGAUGACGGUCAUCAUGUGUAGCCGCUUACUUUGAUCUUUACCUUCAGGUGGCUGAGUGACUAGCCUCUCCGGUAGAACUUUUGCUGCGGAGCCGCUGGGGUGUACCCGGCGCCGCUCCGCCGCGCACACCAGCUGUGACCGCUCCGUCCUCCUCUUAGCAUUGGGUAUAAAUCUGAAAUUUAAACCGUGUUUGCUUUCCUCUGCCAUCUCUCGGUCUUUCAACUCUCUCCCGUCCCGUGUGUGUGAAAUCUGACUCCUGCUACUCUGUAUGGAGCAGAUGCAUCGGUCGUCCGACUAUCUAUUGACAACCUGCCGCUGCAGGUGUGGGUGGCGGGUAUGUAAUGUAAUGUGCCCGACCACCGUGUAACACUGGUAACACGGACUACCGCGACAAGCCAUAGUGAUUAUAGGCCUACGUUCAUGCUUCAAACACCCAGCUGUCCGUGGAGAGGGGAUCUCUCUUUGAAUUGCCUUUUCCGAGGUUUCUUACCGAGUUUUUCCUCGUUUUCUUAGAGAGCUGGAGCUGGGUUGAGAGUGCACGGGAUAAUGUACAGCGAGCCGGUCAUUGUUGUCCCGCUAGCUGUACAUUAUCCCGCUUAUUACAUGGCUACUUACUUAAGAAAUCACUAAUUUGAGACAAAAAUGGUCCUCCACAGUCCGACAUCAGAACUGCGUCCAUAGCAAAGGUCUGCUAUGAAGAAAUAACAGACCGUAGCCGUGUAAUAAUGGGGUUUUAUUUUAUACAUGGGGCUACAAAUAAAAAUGACUUGAAGUGAAUUCAAAAUGUCUACAGGGUGGAGGUGCAGUGGUGAUCACUGUCACCUCACAGAAAGAAGGCUUGAUAAAUAAAUAAUGCCUCAUUCCUCAUAACAA
Messenger RNA from Sebastes umbrosus (honeycomb rockfish), 2633 nucleotides. RefSeq names its product serine/threonine-protein kinase pim-2-like. Gene Ontology annotation, molecular function: protein serine/threonine kinase activity; ATP binding. Lineage: Eukaryota; Metazoa; Chordata; Actinopteri; Perciformes; Sebastidae. The record is from RefSeq and is a predicted model, not a curated record. Gene Ontology annotation, cellular component: cytoplasm. Gene Ontology annotation, biological process: negative regulation of apoptotic process; protein autophosphorylation; regulation of mitotic cell cycle. The transcript has 9 exons. Bases 1 to 1494 code for a protein of 497 amino acids.